CCAGGUACAAGAUGACACCUGCUAAAUAUGUGUUCCGAGGAUAUCGAGAUAGCAUCUCUUUAGGUCUCUUUCGAUAUUCGCGAAGAAUAUUUUGGUCUGAAUAGAAUUGAACUGUGUCCGCGGCAAGUACAGGAUCUUGCCGAGCCUCUGAGGAAAGCCAGAUCUUUGCUGUAUAGCAAUUGGUAGCGCUACAGUCCAAAGGCAUAUCAGCGUCGGAGGAGCUUUUCAAGAAUGUCCAACAUGUCUCGACCUCCUCAGCGACCGAUUAAACGUCUCCUCGUCGCCAAUAGAGGAGAAAUCGCAACCCGCAUCCUCUGCUCAGCGCGCGAACUCGGCAUUGAAACGCACGCCAUCUACGUCUCUGGAGAUGCCUCUCACGCCGCAAGGGCUGAUCACGUGAUUGCUCUCGCUUCACCAUCGACUUUCAUGGAUAUCGAUUCCCUGAUUGAUAUCGUGAAGAAGCAUAAGAUUGAUGCAGUGCACCCGGGAUAUGGCUUCUUGUCCGAGUCGGAUGUGUUCGCCAAAAGGAUGUGGGAGGAGGCGAACGCGGUCGUCCUGGGACCAGGCUGGGGAGUGUUGGCGAGUACGGGGGAUAAGUUGAAGGCUAGGGCUUUGGCAGCGGAGUGCAAUGUCCCAGUCUCUCCAGCGCUGCACCAUCCCACCAACAAUGCAGAAGAGGUGCUUAACUUUGCCUCAAAAACCGGAUAUCCCAUUAUGGUCAAAGCUAUUGACGGUGGAGGCGGCCGUGGCAUCCGUCUCAUCCUGGACGAGGCUUCUCUGCCUGCCGCGGUAAAAAGAGCAGUCGAGGAGAGUCCGUCGAAGCAGGUUUUCGCCGAGAAGGCCGCCGUGGAUGGCUUCAGGCAUGUCGAGGUGCAGAUUAUUGGGGAUGGAAAAGGCGGAGUCACGCAUCUCUGGGAGCGCGAGUGCAGUAUACAGAGGCGGUAUCAGAAGAUUGUGGAAUUGGCGCCGAGUGUGGUGACGGAUAGGAAGCUGAUAGGAAGAGUGAUUGGUGAUGCGUUGAAGAUGGCGAGACAUAUAUCCUAUUUCUCCUUGGGCACAUUCGAGUUUCUCGUCAACCCGACCACGAAGGAGUACUACUUCCUGGAAAUAAACCCCCGUCUGCAAGUCGAGCACACAAUCACCGAAUCCAUCGCCUCCACCGACAUUGUCAAAGCCCAACUCCUCCUCUCCCAAGGAGCAGAUGUUUCCAACUGUGGUCUUCCCCGGAGCGCAAGAAACCCGGAAGUGCCUCCUCCAACACACUCCAUUCAGCUCCGCAUAACUGCCGAGAAUGUGCAGAGCAACUGGUCUCUGUCAAUCGGGAAAAUCACAUCUUUCCAGUUCCCUACGGGGAACGGGGUCCGCGUGGAUACCCAUCUCAUCAACGGACACGCCGCAGUUGUUUCCGCGGACUUCGACAGCUUGAUUGCGAAGCUCAUCAUCACUGCCUCCUCAUGGGAAGACGUCGUACGGAAAUCCCAGCGCGCGCUCGCUGACACGACAAUCACGGGGGUGAAAACCAACCUCGAUGUUCUCCGCGCCAUCGUCGCACAUCCAGACUUCCUCGCCGGACAGUGCGAUACCCAAUGGCUAGAGACUAACCAGCGCGAGCUUCUCGCCACCGGCCUACAAAUCACCGAACAGACGACGAACAGACUUUCAGCCCUUGGCCUUGAGACCACAGGCUCCUCCUCCGGCCCUUCUCUAACCAACGUAAACACGAUGUUCCGCAAGGGCGACGCCUGGUCACUCACGCUCGAUACGCCAAACAAGAAGCCCGGCAGUGGGCACAAGCCGCUGCCGCACCAUAUAGAAAUCACUCGAGUUCUGCGCAACGAGUUCCCCAUUUCCAUCUCUGCCGACGUGCUAUUCACAUCUCCUGCUAGCGGCAGCUCGGCACGCCCGCAAACUACGCCCUACACCAUCACUCUCACAAGUACAUCGUCCAGCGCUGCGGCGGCGACGUCGCAUCACCGCCACGGCAACCCGGCGGAUCCCUCACACGUUUGUAUUCCCUUUCCGGGCAAGCUGGUCGAGGUGCUCGUGGAUGAGGGCGAUGUGGUGAAGGAGGGAGAUGUCAUUUGCGUAGUGCAGCAGAUGAAGAUGGAACUAGAGGUGCGGAGUCCGAGGAGUGGGAGAAUAGGAUGGGUGAUGGAGGUCGAGGAUGGCGAUGAGGUAGCUGAGGGGAUGUUGGCGGUGGUUGUGGAGGGGGAGAGGGAGGCUAAGUUAUGAUGUUUCGAAGGGGAUGGUCCUAUUGGGAUUAUCGGAUAAUGUGCUUUGGAUGAUUAGGGGGCCAUUGGUAGUUGGUUAUACUGGGCCUUGUGAUAGAGUUUGAGUUGUCAAGCUAAGGCUGAGCUUCCUCAUACUGCGGCUUUCCACGUCCGACUGAAUAUCCGGCUGCGAUUCCUCUGUAGGUGGAAUUACCUACCUAGCACAAGCUAACUAGCUACUACUUAAUAACGCAAAAGGUAGAAUUCUCUUUCUAAAUAUACUACUAUACGUAGAGG
Molecule: messenger RNA, 2507 nt
Organism: Westerdykella ornata
Lineage: Eukaryota; Fungi; Ascomycota; Dothideomycetes; Pleosporales; Sporormiaceae
Exons: 4
Coding region: 232-2232 (666 amino acids)
Molecular function (GO): ATP binding; metal ion binding
Source: RefSeq, a predicted model, not a curated record